UGGAGCCAAUCAGACGGCGUUGUUUGUGGAGCCAAUCAGAUGCCCUUGUUCGUGGAGCCAAUCAGAUGCCCUUGUUCGUGGAGCCAAUCAGACGGCGUUGUUCGUGGAGCCAAUCAGACGGCGUUGUUCGUGGAGCCAAUCAGACGGCGUUGUUCGUGGAGCCAAUCAGACGCCGUUGUUCGCGGAGCCAACCAGACUGCGUUCAAUGCAAACGUUAAUGAAUAUUAAUGAUUGACGUUUUUUAAUUAAUGUUUUUAUUUUCUUGUUCACCCCGUGAUUAGUUUCAUGUAGCUUCGUAUUCUGUUAGUACGAUUGAACGGGUUGCUGAUGCGCCGUUAAUCAAAGUUGCUGCACAAAAUGUAUUUGUAAAGCCUUUUAAUACUAAUUCAUUAAAAAACUCGCGUCUUCUACGUUGCCGGAAGUGCUUGACAUUACUUGAUGACGAAGUUCACAGGCGGACUGACGAGCAGAAGAUGGCGGAGUAUCUGGCGUCCAUUUUUGGCACAGAAAAAGACAAGGUAAAUUGCUCUUUCUACUUUAAAAUUGGAGCAUGUCGCCAUGGAGAUCGCUGCUCUAGACUACACAAUAAACCAACCUUCAGCCAGACCAUCUUGAUUCAAAACAUCUACCGGAACCCCCAGAACAGCGCUCAGACCGCUAUGCCUCUCGCUUUCCGGUAUGAAGAGGAUGCAGAGAAGGCUGUUCUCGACCUGAACAACCGCUGGUUCAACGGCCAGCCCAUCCAUGCUGAGCUUUCCCCUGUGACUGACUUCAGAGAAGCCUGCUGCAGGCAAUAUGAAAUGGGGGAGUGCACGCGAGGCGGCUUCUGUAACUUCAUGCACCUAAAGCCCAUCUCUCGAGAGCUGAGGAGGGAACUGUAUGGACGGCGUAGAAAAAGGCAUCGCUCCCAUUCAAGGUCUCGAGAACGGUGCUCUCGUUCGCAUGACCGAGGCCGGCGAGGUCGCGAGAGGAGGAGGUCGAGAGAACUUGAACGUUCUGGACGGUUUUGAGCCAAAAUUCGAACCCUUUUGCUUUUUACCCCUCAGUGUCGUGACUUGCCUACACCAUGCCAGACGACAAACAUUUGUUUAAAACAUUGCACUUUGUGUUAGAUCUUAAUUUUUCGAAUUGUUUUCUGUUUUUCUUGGACGCGUUUUCUCAAUAAAAUGACAUCGUUAUAAAUUCCUUAA
This is a messenger RNA of Pygocentrus nattereri (red-bellied piranha), 1190 nucleotides long. RefSeq names its product splicing factor U2AF 35 kDa subunit. Gene Ontology annotation, biological process: mRNA splicing, via spliceosome. Gene Ontology annotation, cellular component: U2AF complex; spliceosomal complex. Gene Ontology annotation, molecular function: pre-mRNA 3'-splice site binding; metal ion binding. NCBI's taxonomy places the organism in Eukaryota, Metazoa, Chordata, Actinopteri, Characiformes, Serrasalmidae. The record is from RefSeq and is a predicted model, not a curated record.